UCCUGCCACCACACUCCUGGAGGGGUCCUGUGAGAGCCGGCGAUUCCUGGGUACUGGCAUGUUUUUAAACAACUCUCUCGGUUUAGAUCUUCUUGACAAGCCGCAGCCAGGAAGUGCUUUUUAUUUAGAGCCAACAGAAGACAGAUCAACUUCAAUCCUUGGAUUAAAUGAAUGAGAAAAAAUGAGUCCAACUUCUCUAUGCUAAGUUUCUAUUUGGUGCUGCCAUAAGAUUUUUUGGCUAUCACGUUUCUCUCUGCUCUUGAACCUCAGGGCAGCCCGACUUCAGUAGGACGUGUUCAUCUGCAAAAAGGAGUUGCUCUCUUUCCUCGUAGCCGCUUAACCUUGUCUCCCCAAGUGUCAAGGAAAAGACCGCCACAUGGAAUGGGAUCAGGGAGCCCCCAACCAGACGCAGGCCACCACUGUCGUGGGGCACCUGCUGAGGGACCACAUGGAGGAGAGGAACAGCACCAACUUCACCAGGGCCCUGAAGCUUCCAGAUGGGACCAGUGCCGCCUGGUACAUCCUCACCAUCUUUGGCAUCUACGGAGUGAUCUUCCUCUUCCAGUUGGCCAGCAACAUCCUCAGAAAGAAUGAUAAGUCCUUGGAAGAUAUUUAUUACUCAAAUCUGACGUCUGAACUCAAAAAGAAAGGGCUCCAGAGCAAGGUAGCCAAAUGCUCUUCACUGACCAUUAGCAACAGAGCUGUCCUGCAGCCCAGCAAGGCCAGUCUGGGACCAACAUGUGGAAACAACGAGUCCCAUGCCGAAAUCCAAGGGAUCCCUUGAAAGUCAAGGCAAGAAGGUCUCUCUAACAGAGGCCCAACCUUCUUGCUAGGGGAGAAGCUUUGGGUUUACCUGGAACCUUGUGAGAGGAGUCGAGCCUUUGAGUGGGGCUGGAAGAGCAUCACUGAGCCAUGGGCACUUCUGGUAGAAGGAGGUAUGACCAAAAGCCAGCAUCCUGCUUCCUUUUCAGGUUCUCUGGUGCUUUGAGAUGAGAGAGCAAGGGCAGUGGCUUCCAGCCAUACUCACCCUUUACUAGAAAACUUGUGCUUCAGGAAAAGGUGUGGGACAUCCAAUAUUUCAGAGAAAUCUGGGAGACUCUUGAGGUGUAUUUGAAGUGGCCUCUUGUCAUGGAAAGAAGACUGAAUUUGGAGUCAAAUGCCUUGGAUGAAAAUUCAACUUCUAGAUGCUCACAUGGACUUUGAGUGGCAAGUGACCUGGGAAACAUGAGAGUUGGGAAAUAUGGCUCCAGAAUGAACAGAAGGUCAUUCCUUCUAAAGACUCUGACUGGAAUGUAGAACCACAGUUGUCAAUAUCAACUUCAUUUUCCGAAGUUCUUUAUUUUCAUUGAGAGGGUGGAGUCCAUUGAAAACAAGCAUUAAUUUUAGGGUCAGAAGAACCAAACUCUUGUGGGGGAUUGACUAUUAACCACUUGGGUACCCUUAUUUAUACCACUUUACCUCUCCUGACCUUAGUUUCCUUACAGAUAAAAUGAGGAUAAUGAUGCCAGUUUUCUGCCAGUCUUACAAUAGAUAAGAACUCCUGAAAUCAUGUAUAUAAAUAUAUUUUGAAAAGUAAAAUAAAUAUGAAAAUAUAAGCCUUUUUGUGGUAGUGGUGAUGGUAGUUGGUGGUGGUGUUGGUAAUGGUUGAUGUCGGUAGCAGUGGUAUUGGUGGUGAUUGAUGGCAGUGGUUGAUGGUUGGUAUUGAGGAUGGUGGUGCUGGUAAUUGAUGGUUGAUGUUGAUGAUGGUUCUUGUUGAUGGCAUUGGCAUUGGUGGAUGGUUCAUGUUGAUGAUGUUGGUGUUUUGGGUGGCCGAUAUUGAUGGUAGUGGUGGUGGUUUAUGUUGGUGGUAGUGUUAAUGGUUGAUGUUAAUGGUGGUGGUGUUGUGGUUAAU
Messenger RNA from Sus scrofa (pig), 1891 nucleotides. RefSeq names its product small integral membrane protein 34 (gene SMIM34). The record is from RefSeq and is a predicted model, not a curated record. Lineage: Eukaryota; Metazoa; Chordata; Mammalia; Artiodactyla; Suidae.